Messenger RNA from Rhipicephalus sanguineus (brown dog tick), 2154 nucleotides. RefSeq names its product ornithine decarboxylase-like. The record is from RefSeq and is a predicted model, not a curated record. Gene Ontology annotation, cellular component: cytoplasm. Gene Ontology annotation, molecular function: ornithine decarboxylase activity. NCBI's taxonomy places the organism in Eukaryota, Metazoa, Arthropoda, Arachnida, Ixodida, Ixodidae.
AUGACUGAUGCGCCUGAGGACGACGUGCCUGGUCAGCAUACGCCAGAGCUGACCGCAUAUACCACGCCAGCCACAGAGGCAGACAUCCAGCGUGCCGACCUGCGCACCAGCCCUCGUGAGCCGACCACCGUAGGGGCUUCCACAAGCACAGGUUCGCCGUCCGAACCUGCAGCAGAGACCACGCCUGCUCAACUUCACCACAGUCGGAAAUUCCAUAUCCUCACCGACCACAAGCCGCUCACGUCUACCUCGACCGCUACCAAGGCUGCCCACACCCCACAUGAGAUCCGCCAGCUUGCCUACCUAUCGGAGUUCACGAGCGAUAUCCGGCACAUCAGUGGCAAAGACAACCCCGUGGCUGACGCACUAUCCCGCGUAGAAAUCAACGCAACGUUGGAUGAGCGCCCGCCAGUCGACUUUGCAGCCAUGGCUCCUGCACAACAGGAGGACAGCGAACUUCAGGUUCUCCGACGCCAAGAGAACUCCCUCAAGUUCGAAGAUGUCCAACUUCCAGGCUGCGUGAUUCCCCUCGUUUGUGACAUGUCUACGGGUUUGUCCUCGCCCGUCUGGCGUUUUUUUGUGGAGCGGAUGUACCAUAAGAAGACGGCGGAUGAGAGCCCGGACGCACCUGCCGCAACUCCCGUGCAUCGCUUCAGCCGUCGGCUGCGAGGCCUCGCUCCCGAGCUCACCCCCUCGCAGGAACCCGCCCCAAGCCGCCGCUCACCCCUACCAAUGGCCAACCCCAGCCCUCAACAAGUACUCCAAGGCUGCGGUUCUCACAACCCAUCUCAGACAGAGAUACAGACAAUACUUGAAAUGGGUGUUGACCCAGACCGCAUAAUCUACGCCCACCCUGUGAAAAGCACGUCCCACAUGAAGUUCGCCGCCGCACACGGCGUGACGUUGAUGACGUUCGACUGUGUCGAAGAGCUGCAGAAAGUCGUAGACAAGAACGCCAGGUUAUUGCUUCGAAUAAAAGGCGAUAGUGAUGGUUGCAAGAUUUCAUUCGAUCAGAAAUUUGGUUGCAGCGUGGAUGAAGCGAGACAUAUUCUGGAAACUGCACGAGAUCUCCACUGCAACGUAGUUGGUGUAUGUUUCCACGUCGGUGCUGCCUACCAAAACCCACGGAUCUUCUCUCGCACUAUACAGAUGGCCAAGAUGGUGUUCGACAUGGCAACGGAGCUCGGAAAGCCCAUGACGAUCCUCAAUAUAGGAGGCGGCUUCCCAGGUGGAGUACGCAGCAUCUGCACAUUCAAGCAGGUGUGCGAGUCGGUCCGGCGUGCAACCGCUGAGCACUUUCCGUCGAGUGGAGUGCAGAUCAUCGCUGAGCCUGGCCAGUUCUUCGUCGCGUCAGCCUAUCACCUCGCUGUCCGAGUCGUUGGCAAAAGACGCAGGGACAUUGUCAUUGAUGGUGUCGUUCAAACACACCAAGACGUAUUUCUGAACGAGAGUAGAGAUAACUGCGUUUCCCGCCACCUGUACGAAUUCUCUGACGUGGACGUCGUACCCUUAGAGGACCCACGAGAGAGAAAGCGGGACAUACUGACAACGUUGUGGGGUGGCACCUGCAACCCUCUUGACCUCAUUGAUUCUAAAAAGAUGUUCUUUGACGUGAACGUCGAUGAGUGGCUACUAAUGGACAACAUGGGAGCCUACACGCUGAGCUUCGCCUGUGGCUUUAAUGGAACUGGAUUCCCGAUUGUUCAUUACAUCGUCCCAGCGGCUACAGUCUCUUCUGUCAGUCAAGUAAUAGAGCGCUCAGCCCUGCGAAGCGGAUACAGCCAACCUGAGAAGGCCCUUAGUAGAGACUUUGUGUCACGCAAGCAAGAACGUUCUGGUAGCGAUCUAAGCUGCAAUGGUCGUUGACUUGUGUUGUCACGACUACCUCGAUGGAGUACACAACGGACCUUUAAUCGUGUAAUGCGUCGAGGUACUCACCGAAUUCACAAUUCACGCUAUCUUCAGCUCAUUAUUAAAGCCAGCACCUCACUUCUCAGUGCACGUUGUGUCGUUCUCUCAACCGUUUUUUUUAAAUAAGUUGCUUCAUGUAUUAUUUAUAGUUCUGCUUCAAUUUUGUUGCUUGUCCGAUAGUUGUUGUCAUAAGACGACCAACAUAACACUUGCGCGAUUGCACGCUUCAUUUCCUAUUACCGA